Messenger RNA from Rana temporaria (common frog), 4573 nucleotides. RefSeq lists its product as uncharacterized. Bases 588 to 4220 code for a protein of 1210 amino acids. Lineage: Eukaryota; Metazoa; Chordata; Amphibia; Anura; Ranidae. The record is from RefSeq and is a predicted model, not a curated record. The transcript has a single exon. Gene Ontology annotation, molecular function: aspartic-type endopeptidase activity; RNA-DNA hybrid ribonuclease activity; nucleic acid binding. Gene Ontology annotation, biological process: proteolysis; DNA integration.
GCCCAGAGUAUAGGACUUUAUCCUUAGACGCCUUAUUGCCUGUUGCAAGAGGUUUGGAAGUACAGCAAUCACUCCCAGAAGUGACGCCCCUGAUGACUGUAGCUCCCGUCCAACCACUACCUGUAGCUCCCGCCCAACCACUACCUGUAGCCCCCGCCCAACCACUACCUGUGGCUCCCGACCCCCCACUGGCUGUGGCUCCCAGCCUGUUUCGGAGACCUAUGAUUACUUGCUUUAAUUGUGGGGUUCAGGGUCACUACCGGAGGGACUGUAGGGCCCCCAGACGGUUUAGCCGUAACCCCCCCCAGUAUGACCAUGGGUAUGAUCGGAACCAGUUUGACCAUAGAUAUGAUCGAAACCAGGAUUCUAGAUACGAUCGGAAUCAGGACUCCAGGAAUGAUCAGUACCAGGACUCCAGGUAUGAUCAAUACCCGGACUCCAGGUAUGAUCAAUACCCUGACCACAGGUAUGAUCAGCGUCCAAAUGCCAGGGCUUUCCCUCCUCCUUCUCCCCGAGGGGAGCGCCCUCAACCCCUCGCAUAGGAAUACGGCAACCCUGUGUCUUCUGCCUCCUCCCCUUCCCUUCCAAUGAUGGCCGCCACAACCCGGUCAGGGGCGGGUCCUCUAGCAAAUAUUUUGAUCCCAAUAGAGGGCCGCCCCACCAACUUUCUGGUGGACACAGGGGCUUGUCGUAGCGUCAUUCGGGAGGCAGAAAUCCCUGACCCCUCCUACUUAUCCUCUAUAGAUGUGUCCUGCGUGGGUGUGGACGGUCAGUCUCGGUCCAGCCCUCUCACGAGACCUCUACAGGUGGGUACUACCCCCGCAUUGUUGGCUAGAUUUGUGGUUUCGAACACCUGUCCCCUCAAUCUCUUGGGGGCGGAUGUUCUUUCCCGGCUUCAGGCCUCCAUUAUGUAUAAUGCUGACGGGUCCAUCUCCGUGUCCACUGCCCUGAGUGAGGGUGACACGUCAGCAUUAUGUUCCCUCCCCAUCCUGAUGUCCCUGCAGGUCCCGCCGGAAUCUAUCCCUGACCAUUUCCUUGAUCAAAUACCCUCCUGCCUCUGGUCCACUGGCCCAGAGGAUGUAGGUAGGUUGUCAGUUCCCCCGGUGGUAGUCCUUCUCAAGCCAGGAGCUGUUCUUCCUAGAAGGGCACAAUACCCCCUCAAACCUGUCCAGACUCAGGCAAUUUCUGAGCAAAUUGAAGUUUUGUUGGGAAAUGGUGCCCUGAUACCCUGUACUUCCCCUUGCAAUACCCCAUUGUUUCCUAUUAAGAAGAAGACCCCCAAGGGUCACCCGGAUAAGUUUCGGUUAGUACAGGAUCUUAGAGCAGUGAACGAGGCCACCGUUUUGGAGACACCACUUGUCCCCAAUCCACACACUCUUCUGUCAGGGGUUCCCCCAUCUGCAACGAUUUUCACUGUCAUCGAUUUAGCAAAUGCCUUCUUUAGUGUCCCAUUGGACCCCUCCUGUCAGUACUUGUUUGCCUUCACACAUGCUUCAAAGCAGUAUACCUGGGGUGUUCUCCCUCAAGGCGCCCAGAACUCACCCAACCAGUUCACCAAGGCCAUGUCCCUCAUCCUCUCCAACUGGCCUAACCCCCACCCGGACCUGGUUGUGGUUCUUCAAUAUGUGGAUGACUUGCUCGUCUGUGCCCCCUCUCAGGAAACAGCGGAACAAUCUUCUGUCAGCCUUCUGGUGUACCUGUCUCAACAAGGAUGCAAGGCCUCGAAAGAGAAGUUACAGUGGUGCUCUCCCCGUGUUGUUUUCCUGGGACAUUGCAUAUCUCAUGGCGCGAAGCACAUUACGCAACAGCGCGUUGAAGCCAUCCAAGCCCUUUCACCCCCCAGCAGCGCUAAGGCCCUACAUGCUUUUUUGGGACUGAUUUCUUAUUGCAGAGCCUGGAUACCUGUGGCCUCCCUUCUCAUGCAGCCACUAUAUGACAACCUGCCGUGUGUCCCCUUUGCAUUGUCCGAAGAAGCCCUUACUAACUUUUCCCUUUUGAAAAAGGCGAUCAGCACUGCUCCUGCACUUGGUCUUCCUGACUAUGGAAAGCCCUUUAGGUUGUUUAUUUCUGAGACCCAAGGACACGCUUCAGGGGUGCUGACACAAAGUUAUGGACUCCGUAACCGCCCCAUUGGUUACUAUUCUGCCCGCCUGGACUCUGUCGCUAGAGGAGGCCCAUCUUGUCUCCGAGCUGUUUUUGCUGCCCAGGCCCUAUUGGACAAAACUUCAGAUAUUGUUUUGGGGUAUCCCCUACAGCUGCUUGCCCCUCACGAUAUCUCUGCCAUCUUGAAUCAAGUGCAGCCCAAGCAUAUUUCCUCUGCUCGGCACCUUCGGUUGCAAUGCUCUCUUCUCCUGCCUGACAAUGUCACACUGCUUCGAUGCCAGCAGCUGAACCCCGCUACCCUUCUUCCUCUUGUCCAGGGGGGAAAUCGUGAUAUGUCUCUGGACGAACAGGAAGAAGAGAACACAGACUUACCUGCCCCUACCUUGGAUGAAUAUGAACAUGAUUGCUUUGAACUCAUGAAGGCGGAAACCACCCAUCUACCCUCUGUCCUGGAUUCACCGAUCCAAGAUCCUCAACUCACCUUGUAUGUUGAUGGUUCCAGAUUUGCAGAUUCAUUCGGCAAUUACCAUACAGGAUAUGCGGUUACCACAGAGACUGUAGUUAUGAAAGCCGCCUCGCUCCCAGCAUCCAUGUCUGCUCAAGAGGCUGAGCUCUAUGCCCUUACAGUAGCCUGCCAGAUUGCAGAAGGACAAACAGCAAACAUCUAUACUGAUUCGCGGUACGCACUGGGCGUUGCCCAAGACUUUGGAGUUAUAUGGAAGACUCGCGGCUUCUUGACUACAGCCGGUACCCCGGUGAAGCAUGGAAGGGCAAUAGAUGCACUGCUGACAGCACUCCAACUCCCUGAACAAGUAGCAAUACUGAAGGUUAAAGCCCAUGGAAAGAGAACCACACCAGAAGCCAGAGGAAACUACCUUGCCGAUGAAACAGCAAAACAAGCAGCCAUGACCCCUCUAGAGGCUCAAACCACAGACUUUGUGGGGAUACACCAUCCACAACCAGAAGCGGUACACACAGACCUACUUAAAAAGACUCAAACAGACGCUGCAGACCAAGAGAAAACUACGUGGAAUAAGAUGGGAGCAGUACGGAUGAAUGACCUUUGGACUGUAGGAACCCGCCCAUGUCUCCCCAGAGCUUUGUACCCAGCUGUGGUACAGUGGGCCCAUGGGCCAACCCAUCUCUCAAAGACUUUGAUGAACUCGCUCAUAAACAAACAUUAUGUAGCUCCAGGAAUUACUACUUUAACUAACCAGUACUGCAAGUCCUGCCACACCUGCCUAGCAUGCAAUCCCGGAAGGCUGGAGAAAACUCCCCCGAAACAUUCAGUCAGACCACUCUACCCCUUCCAGAGAAUACAGAUCGACCACAUACAAAUGCCAAAGAGUGGUAGAUUCGAGUAUGCCCUGGUAGUUGUAGACAUGUUCUCAGGAUGGCCCGAGGCAUAUCCAGUUGCAAAUCAGACAGCGAAAACCACAGCUAAAAAGCUACUUUUGGAGGUGGUUUGCAGAUUUGGGGUACCCGAGGUUAUAGAAAGUGAUCAAGGUCCUGCGUUCACUGCUACUAUUACAAAAGAAAUAUGGAAGGCCCUAGGUACCACGUUAGCAUUUCACACACCUUAUCAUCCUCAGAGUAGUGGGAAGGUGGAAAGAAUGAACCAGACACUUAAAACCCGAAUGUUGAAAAUGGCCAAAGAUACAGGUCUGUCCUGGCCAGAAAGUUUGCCAAUAGCUUUAUUCAGUGUACGGUACUCCCCGAGAGGGAAGUAUUCUUUGUCCCCUUUUGAAAUCUUGUUUGGUACAGCUCCCAGGUUAGGUUGUUACUACCCGCAACAGUUGCAAUUACAGUCUGAUACUUUGGUAGAUUAUGUGACGGCUCUGGCCAAAGAAUUAACUAAUAUCCAUGCACGAGUAUAUUCUUCCAUUCCAGAUCCUGAUUUAGAUACCGGUACUCACAGCAUACUUCCUGGUGAUUGGGUGAUGGUUAAGAAGUUCCUCCGAAAACAUUCUCUAGAGCCAAGAUAUGAUGGUCCAUUUCAAGUGUUGCUGACAACAGCUACUUCAGUAAAGUUGGCCGGAAAGAACACUUGGAUACACGCAUCCCAUUGCAAAAAGGCUCCAGUUCCUGAGGAUUGUGACCUACCCGCAUCAGAAUGAAGUUAUAUAUCCUUCUUUUUACAGUGACAGUGGUGUACACACAGGAGGUGGCUAUUAGGAAAACAGAACAGAUAGUGCAAUUCUGGUAUAAUUCAUCAGACACACAUGUGACUACCUUUAUAUUUGAUUACUGUGAUAUAUAUCCUCCAGUUGCGUGGUAUUGGUGUCAUACGAACCGACGGGUGUUUAGUGUCCGCGGAGACAUAUAUCUAUGUGAUGCAACUGAAGAUUGUAAUGAUUGGGGAUCUGUGGGUUGGAAUACAGGUGAUGACUGGGGAAACAGACCACAGCAUGCUCUGAGUAAAAAAGACAAAUAUGGGGAGCCAUUACUUGAUAGACUAACCUUGAAAAAA